AUGUUUCUAUCUACCUAUCUAUAUAUCUAUCUCUCUGUCUAUCUAUCUCUCUAUUUAUUUAUCUGUUUUUCUAUAUCUCUGUCUAUCCAUCUCUGUAUUUAUCUAUCUCUGUUUGUCUAUCUCUCUAGUUAUCUAUCUCUGUAUCUAUCUCUAUUUAUUUUAAUCAUUUAUCUCUCUCUCUCUAUCUCUCUCUAUAUUUAUCUAUCACUCAGUCUAUCUUUCUACUUAUCUAUCUCUCUAUUUAUCUAUCUCUUUGUCUAUCUCUCUCCAGUAUCUGUUUACUCAUACCUCUGUUUCAAUCUGCUACUUUCUUCUCACGUCUCUGCUCACAUCUCGGUCUAUCUGUCUACACACAGACAGACACACACACAUAUAUAUAUAUAUCUGUCUCUUUGUCUGUCUCUCUAUUCAUCUAUCUGCCUCUCGAUCUCUCUAUUCAUCUAUCUCUUUAUUUAUCUAUCUCUCUCUCUACCUAUCUCUCUAUUUAUCUAUCUCUCCGUCUAUCUUUCUAUUUAUCUAUCUCUCUAUUUCUCUAUCUCUCUGUCUAUCUAUCUAUCUAUUUAUAUAUAUCGCUAUCUCUCUAUUUCCCGAUCUAUUUGUAUAUAUCUCUCUAUCUAUCUAUCUCUCUGUCUAUCUCUCUUUUUAUCUAUCUCUCUAUCUAUCUCUCUGUCUAUCUCUAUCUCUAUCUAUCUCUCUGUCUAUCUUUCUAUCUAUCUAUCUAUUUCUAUAUAUAUCUCUCUCUAUCUCUCUGUUUGUCUAUCUCUCUUUGUAUCUAACUCUCUGUCUAUGUAUUUAUCUAUCACUCUUUAUAUCUAUCUAUCUAUCCUUAUAUAUAUAUAUAUAUAUAUAUAUAUAUAUCUGUUUGUCUAUCUCUCUUUUUAUCUUACUCUCUAUCUCUGUCUAUCUAUCUAUUUAUCUAUCUCUCUAUAUAUCUAUUUCUCUGCCUAUCUUUCUAUUUAUCUAUCUCUCUAUUUAUCAAUAUCUUUUCUAUCUAUCUCUCUAUCUAUUUCUCUAUUCAUCUAUCUUUCUAUCUAUCGCCUUAUCUAUCAUGACAACAGCUUUUGA
Molecule: messenger RNA, 1065 nt
Organism: Acanthosepion pharaonis
Lineage: Eukaryota; Metazoa; Mollusca; Cephalopoda; Sepiida; Sepiidae
Source: the annotation of a GenBank genome assembly